AUGGCAGAAGUCGACCCUUUCGAUUCGGCACUGGACCUGCUCCGCCGCCUCAACCCCAAGCACACCUCGGAGCACCUCGCCGCCAUUAUCUCCCUUGCGCCGGACCUGACUGAGGAUUUGCUCUCGUCGGUCGAUCAGCCGCUGACGGUGCGCCGCUGCAAGCAGACGGGCCGCGACUACCUCUUGUGCGACUACAACCGCGACGGGGACAGCUACCGCUCGCCGUGGUCGAAUCAAUUUGAUCCACCGCUGGAUGGCGCGGCGGGAGGCGUCGGCGGCACGGGCGGUGUUGGGCCAGGUGGAAGCGAGGGCGCGGGCGAAGGCGCGAUUCCGAGCGAGAGGGUGAGGAAGAUGGAGAUCAAGGCAAAUGAGGCGUUUGACGUGUACAGGGAGCUGUACUACGAAGGGGGUGUGAGCAGCGUGUAUUUCUGGAACCUGGAUGAUGGUUUCGCUGGCGUUGUGCUUUUGAAAAAGUCGUCACCACCCGGCGGAUCCUCGGACGGCGUCUGGGACUCGAUUCACGUCUUUGAGGCGAUUGAGCGCGGCCGCACCACGCACUACAAGCUCACCUCGACCGUCAUCCUCUCCCUCGCCACCGCCUCGCCCUCCUCUUCCACGACGACGACGACGACGGGGGCGGCGCUUGCGGGCGAACUCGAUCUCUCGGGCAAUAUGACGCGCCAAGUUGAGCAGGACCUGCCCGUCGACGCAGACGAGAGCCACAUUGCCAACGUCGGCCGGCUCGUCGAGGACAUGGAGCUCAAGAUGCGCAACCUCUUGCAAGAGGUGUACUUUGGCAAGGCCAGGGACGUGGUGGGCGACCUGCGCAGCGUGGGGAGCCUCAGCGAUGGCGCGCGGGAUCGGGAAACGCAGCGAGAGAUUAUUGGGAGCAUGCGGAGAUGA
Molecule: messenger RNA, 903 nt
Organism: Beauveria bassiana ARSEF 2860
Lineage: Eukaryota; Fungi; Ascomycota; Sordariomycetes; Hypocreales; Cordycipitaceae
Product: F-actin capping protein
Exons: 3
Coding region: 1-903 (300 amino acids)
Biological process (GO): actin cytoskeleton organization; cell morphogenesis; barbed-end actin filament capping
Cellular component (GO): cytoplasm; F-actin capping protein complex; actin cortical patch
Molecular function (GO): actin filament binding
Source: RefSeq, a predicted model, not a curated record